GCUUCAGUGAUCACGCAUCAGUUGUCUCUCAAAGGUGUGGCUCUCUGUCUGAAGCUGCUACUGACCUCAGCCCUGCUGUCAUGGCCUCAGCUCUCACACCAUGCAGAAAGCACCCCUCCUAACCCUCAUACCUCACACACACUCACACCAAACACACGCACAGCCAUGAUGACCACCUCCCACAUGAACGGAUAUGUGACCGAGUCGGACGGUGGGGGAGGGAGCGGCGGAGGCACUGACUUUCUGGAGGAGGUGGUGCAGAGGCACAGGGAGAUGGCGGUGGACUGCCCCAGUGAACUGGGUGCCCGCACCAUGUCCGUCAGACGCAGCGCUCAGCUGGAAAGGAUCCGUCAGCAGCAAGAGGACCGCAGGAGACGGGAGGAAGAAGGCCGCAACCGACAGGAACUUGACCUCAACUCGUCCAUGCGCCUCAAGAAACUCUCACAGAAUCCCAAAGUGGGCAUCGAUAACCCCACCUUUGAGCAAAUGGAAGGUCCUGGAGGCUCCAUAGGUGGUCUGCAAACUCUCACUGCACCACCAACUCUACUAGAGCUGGAGGACCUGUUGAUGUCCCUCAAGCAGGUGCAGCAUAGUUUGAAUGACUCUCAGAGUCAAGAGGACAUAGAGCUGGUUCUACAGCUGGUCCAGAAGUCUGACUUCCAGAAAGCCUUCAACAUUCACAACGCCGUGGCCCACUAUAUGAACCGGCCCAGCCCUCCCUACCCCCUGACAGACCACACACAGAGCCUCGCACAAGAGGUGGAGGUCAUGAUGCACAACAGCUCGCAGAAGGAAGGACUUGAGCUAAGCACCCUGCUCAAAACUCCUCACAUGCAGGCGCUUAUGAUGGCCCAUGACAGUGUGGCUGAACAGGAGAUGCAGCUGGAGCCUCUUGUUCCUUCUGUCAAUCAAAGUGAGACUCUCACCCAGUGGGGCGGGGAGACUGUCAAAUUCGUGCGGAUUGAGAAAGCAAAGGACAUCCCAUUGGGAGCGACUGUUAGAAACGAUAUGGAUAGUGUGGUCAUCAGCCGCAUUGUGAAAGGAGGAGCGGCAGAACACAGUGGCCUUCUGCAUGAAGGAGAUGAGAUCCUGGAGAUCAACGGUGUGGAAAUCCGUGGCAAAGAUGUCAACGAGGUCUUCGACAUCCUGGCAGACAUGCAUGGCGUACUGACUUUUGUUCUCAUUCCCAACGCGCAGACCAAACCACCUCCUAUUAAAGAGACUGUGAUGCAUGUGAAGGCACAUUUUGACUACGACCCCUCAGAUGACCCCUACGUUCCGUGUCGAGAGCUCGGCCUGUGCUUUCAGAAGGGAGAUAUCCUCCACAUAAUCAGUCAAGAUGACCCUAACUGGUGGCAAGCCUACAGAGAUGGGGAUGAAGACAACCAGCCACUUGCUGGCCUGGUCCCUGGCAAAACUUUCCAGCAGCAGAGAGAGGCAAUGAAGCAAACCAUAGAGGAGGAUAAAGAGCCUGAGAAAUCAGGAAAACUUUGGUGUGCUAAAAAGAACAAGAAGAAGCGAAAGAAGAUGCAAUACAAUGCUAAUAAAAAUGAUGACUUUGAUAACGAGGAGAUUCUCACAUAUGAAGAAAUGGCACUAUAUCACCAGCCAGCCAAUCGCAAGCGGCCCAUUGCUCUCAUCGGCCCACCAAACUGUGGUCAAAAUGAGCUCCGACAAAGAUUCCUCUCCAGUGAGCCGGACAGGUUUGCUGGCGCUGUUCCUCACACCACGCGAAGCCGUCGCGAUAUCGAGGUGAAUGGCCGCGAUUAUCACUUUGUGUCCCGUCAGGCCUUUGAGAUGGACUCUGCGGCAGGGAAGUUCAUAGAGUCUGGAGAGUUUGAAAAGAACCUCUACGGCACCAGCACAGACUCAGUCCGACAAGUCAUCAACACGGGCAAAAUCUGCCUUCUCUGUGUACACACUCAGUCUUUGAAGGUAUUGCGCAGCUCAGACCUCAAGCCCUACAUUAUCUUCAUUGCUCCUCCAUCCCAGGAGCGAUUGAGAGCCCUCUUAGCAAAAGACAACAAAAACCCAAAGCCCGAGGAGCUGAGAGACAUCAUCGAGAAGGCCCGUGAGAUGGAGCAGAACUACGGCCACUUGUUUGACGCUGCCAUCGUGAACACCGACCUGGACAAGGCCUACCAGGAGCUGCUGCGUCUCAUCAAUAAACUAGACACUGAACCUCAGUGGGUCCCCUCAUCCUGGCUGCGUUGAGAUGAAGCCCACUCACAGCGACCCCUCCACAGACGGGUGUAAAUGAAAAGCAGACUGUUUGUGAAUCGCACACUCUCGGGUUCCAUAGAGUUGACUGAAAGCCACCGUUUUUCCACUACAGGAUUCAACACUAGAUAAGGACACUACUACGCCCCCUCAGACCUCGCCAGAAGUGUCUGCACUGCGCUGUCAGCAGGCUGAGGGAAUAAGAGUUUUUAUGUCAGAAUUCGUUCGAUCAUGAUGUGUUUUUGAGUCCGGUUACCCACAUUCCAUUGAGAGUUACCAGCACUUGGUGCGGCAGUAGAAUUAGGGCUUCUAUACUGCUUUUGAUAACUAUUUAUGAUUGUAAAUAUUCUAUAUGUAUUUUAAAAGACGUUUUUGGACAAAUGUGGAGGGUUUACGUUGUGGGAAAGCAACUUUACUAAAAGUCACUUUUAAAAGUUCAAUGAGAUAUUCAGACUCCAGAAUAGUUUGGGCUCCCUGACAUUAUUAGUGGACAAAGACAUUCAUUCACUCUGUUCUCUCCUCUUUCACCCUGAAACUCUGAUGUACAAUGUUACAGUGAGUUCAGUGCCCAUCUGAACAACUCUUUCAAGCUUACAAGACACUAAAAGGGAUAAAUGUCAACGCGACUGAUGCCUUCUAUCCCUGUGGCGCCUUCUAUCCCUGUGGCGCCUCCUCAGUGUUCCUAUGGCAAGCAACACUGUGAUUAUGACAGAGGUACACUUCAGGUUUUUUGAGAGUUUGCGAGGCCACAUCUGAACACAGCUGCAAGAUGGAAGUGGCUAAAUGUAAGUCUAUGCUCUCUCAGUAUUCACAUGCACUUCCAGCACUCAGAAGUGUAACCAGUAUUGUAAACAGAAUUUGACAGCAAUACAGUGAGGUUCACCAUCUGGGCGUCAGCACGGC
This is a messenger RNA of Sinocyclocheilus anshuiensis, 3123 nucleotides long. RefSeq names its product MAGUK p55 subfamily member 5-A. The record is from RefSeq and is a predicted model, not a curated record. The transcript is spliced from 14 exons. NCBI's taxonomy places the organism in Eukaryota, Metazoa, Chordata, Actinopteri, Cypriniformes, Cyprinidae. Bases 166 to 2214 code for a protein of 682 amino acids. Gene Ontology annotation, molecular function: protein binding.